AUGAGCAAGAUGUCAGAGGAGGAGGAGUUUUUUCUGUUCAUCUCCUUGGUGGGGCCGUGGGAUGGGCCUCAGCACCACCUUGCCCCUGUCUGGGCCUUCCACCUCCAGGCAGCCUUCACGGGCUUUGUCUUCUUUGUAGAGACGCCACUCAAUGCCACAGUGCUGGUGGCCACACUGCGCUACAGAAAGUUGCGGCAGCCACUCAACUACAUUCUGGUCAAUGUAUCCCUGGGGGGCUUCAUCUACUGCAUCUUCUUUGUCGUCUUCAUCACCAGCUGUCAUGGAUACUUUGUCUUCGGCCACCAUGUUUGUGCUCUGGGGGCCUUCCUGGGCUAUACAGCAGGUCUGGUGACAGGCUGGUCACUGGCCUUCUUGGUCUUUGAGCACUACAUCAGCAUCUGUAAGCCCUUCGGCAACUUCCGCUUCAGCUCCAAGCACGCACUGAUGGUGGUCCUGGCCACCUGGACCAUCGGUAUUGGUGCCUCCAUCCCACCCUUCUUUGGCUGGAGCCGGUUUGUCCCCGAGGGUCUUCAGUGUCCCUGUGGUCCCAACUGGUACACUGUGGGCACCAAAUAUUACAGCGAGUACUAUACCUGGUUUCUCUUCAUUUUCUGCUACAUUGUGCCUCUCUCCCUCAUCUGCUUCUCCUACUCUCAGCUGCUGGGGGUCUUCAGAGCUGUUGCAGCUCAGCAGCAGGAGUCAGGUACAACCCAGAAGGCUGAGCGGGAGAUGAGUCACAUGGUGGUGAUGAUGGUGGGGUCCUUCUGUCUCUGUUACACGCCCUGUGCUGCCCUGCCCAUGUAUAUAGUCAACAACCGUAACCACGGGGUGGACUUACGGUUUGUCACCAUUCCUGCCUUCUUCUCCAAGAGUGCUUGCGUCUACAAUCCCAUCAUCUACUGCUUCAUGAAUAAGCAGUUCCGAGCUUGCAUCCUGGAGAUGGUGUGUGGAAGGUCCAUGACAGAUGAGUCUGACAUGUCUAGCUCCCAGAAAAUGCAAGUUUCUACCAUCUCUUCUAGCCAAGUUGGCCCCAACUAA
Molecule: messenger RNA, 1038 nt
Organism: Mesoplodon densirostris (Blainville's beaked whale)
Lineage: Eukaryota; Metazoa; Chordata; Mammalia; Artiodactyla; Ziphiidae
Gene: OPN1SW
Product: opsin 1, short wave sensitive
Biological process (GO): visual perception; phototransduction; G protein-coupled receptor signaling pathway
Cellular component (GO): photoreceptor outer segment; membrane
Molecular function (GO): G protein-coupled receptor activity
Source: RefSeq, a predicted model, not a curated record